AGAUCAUUAAGAGCAUCAGCCUCCACUACAUUCCAACUCCUCGUUCGCUAGCGUUGGCGAUCCCUGGGCCACAGGCUUUGCUUGUGGUUGCAAAUUGCAAUUCUCUCUCGGUCCCCUUAUAACCCUGCUUUCCUGCUCCUCUGAGUCUCUGACCCUCUCUCUCCGGAAAGUUCUUCCCUCGUAACACAGCUUUGAGCUGUGGUAAAGGAAAUGCCCGUUAAAAUCAUUUAAUUUCAUAUCUUGAUCCGUCCAUGGCACUUUCUGCAAGCAAGGUUUCAAGCUGUCCAAUUGUACCUAAGGGGACAACCAAGUCAAGAUCAUAUGGAGUUUCUUUUUCAUUUGCGCAAUCACCACACUAUAAUGAAUUACAUUCUACAAUUGAAGCAGUUGAGCGAAGGCAAAUCAGCAAUGGACAUAUUUUGUCAGAAAGGUUGAGCUAUUUCAAUAAAAGGUUGUGGCACAAACGUAGAAACAUUACCUUGCGACAGUUCUCUAUUUCAUGCCAGUCAACGGGGACACAUAAAACUACCAAAUCAAAAGAAAGUAUUAGACCCUAUGGCAAGUCUUCAGAUGUAUCUAGUGUCGCAGUUGGAACGGACGAUGAACAUCCAAUUGUUCCUGGGAGAAUAAUCUCUUCUGGACAAGGUUUAGCUGAAGCUUGUAAAUAUGCUUGCAAUGAUGCAAAGUUUGUGAAUGAGAGGGCACGUAAUGAUAUUGUCUUACUUUCUCGUGGCAUAAUGAGUUUGGAUGCACGUGCACGUAAAGAUGUUGCUAUUAUUGGCUCUGGUUUUCUUAAGCUUGAUGCUCGAGCGAGAGAGGAUACUGAGAAGAUUGACCGGGACGUUAAGAGAAAAGCUGAAUUCCUUAAUCACAUUGCUACUGUAUUGAAAGCCAAAGCCCAGUUCAGAUUGAAAACUGCAGCUGAUAAGCAUUGGAGUGAUGGAGCCUUAGAGGCUGAUUUGCGCCGUGCUGACUUUCGUGCUAAACAGCGUGCAAUGGAAGAUGCUUUAAUGGCUCUGGAGUUUGUGAAAAACAUUCAUGAUAUGAUGGUGAGCAGGAUGUACAAAUUAACUCUUUGCAGGGAAGAAGGUUCUCUAUCAGCUAAUGAUGUAAUGGGACGUAUUACACUUGAAAAAAAUGGUAAAACCCUAAAUUCCUUUCCAGGAGAAUUGUCCAGCAGCCGAAUUACUGUUAUUCAGGAAGCUUACUGGAGAAUGGCGUCUGCACUUUCUGAGGCUGAUGGAAUUGACUAUACCGAUCCUGAAGAGCUCGAGUUAUUAAUUGCAACUCUUAUAGAUCUCGAUGCAAUGGAUGGUAAAAGUAGUGCAUCGUUAUUGGCAGAGUGUUCCAGCUCUCCUGAUGUGAAUACUAGACAAGCAUUAGCCAAUGCAUUGGCAGCAGCCCCAUCCAUGUGGACUCUUGGGAAUGCUGGCAUGGGAGCACUAAAGAGGUUAGCGGAAGAUAGCAACCCAGCAAUUGCUGCAGCAGCAUCAAAAACCAUCUACGAGCUGAGAAAACAGUGGGAAAUAGAUGAAGGAGACAGCUGGACGUUUAUGAUGAAUCGAAAACCCAUGGCAGAUGUAGAUGGUACAGAGAAUGACGACCCAGAUACAAUAUGACCCAUGUUAAUUAAUCUACACCUAGAUAUCUAUAUGAUGGUCUAAUUAGUUGUCAGAUAGGAGCGACGGAUCACAAGUAGUGAUCACUGCUGAUGUAAAUAAUAUGCUUGUUUGUCUUAUUAACAGUUACUCUAAUUCUUAUUGUUUUCAAGCAUUCCUUGUAGAAGAUUCAAAUCUAAUUGCCUGAUUUAGAUGGA
This is a messenger RNA of Tripterygium wilfordii, 1816 nucleotides long. RefSeq names its product senescence-associated protein AAF, chlorolplastic. The record is from RefSeq and is a predicted model, not a curated record. Gene Ontology annotation, cellular component: chloroplast. Bases 252 to 1619 code for a protein of 455 amino acids. Gene Ontology annotation, biological process: cellular response to oxidative stress; leaf senescence. Lineage: Eukaryota; Viridiplantae; Streptophyta; Magnoliopsida; Celastrales; Celastraceae. The transcript has 13 exons.